Sciurus carolinensis (gray squirrel) is the source of this 3688-nucleotide messenger RNA. It is a transcript of the gene Arhgap42, whose product is annotated as Rho GTPase activating protein 42. Lineage: Eukaryota; Metazoa; Chordata; Mammalia; Rodentia; Sciuridae. The record is from RefSeq and is a predicted model, not a curated record. Gene Ontology annotation, molecular function: protein binding; GTPase activator activity. The transcript is spliced from 24 exons. Gene Ontology annotation, cellular component: cytoplasm. Gene Ontology annotation, biological process: signal transduction. Bases 459 to 3083 code for a protein of 874 amino acids.
CUGAGCCUGCGUCCGUGGAGGGGGAGGGUUUCCCCUGCCUGGCCGGAGUUGCGGCUGGGCGCUUCGGGCUCACUGCGCCAACGACUGUCAAGAGAGUAAGAAGAGUGGAGCUGCCGGAAGUGUUUGCGCGCGGUGGGAGAAACUUUGCAGCCCCGGCUGCGACCCCGAGUCUCUCCACCCUCGUGAUUUGAGAGACGAUGCGCCCCGAUGACAACGACCUGAGCAGACCCGCGCCUCGGCCCGCCGCCCGCGCCUACGUUCGCCUCGCCUCUGGGGAGGAAGACUAGCCGGGCGCAGGCGGCGCGGCGCGCGGGGCCCGUUUCCUCUGCGCCGUCCCAGUGCGUUCCGGAGCGUUCGCCGCGAUCGCGCGUCCCCAGCGCCGGCCGCGGUCGCCGGCUGUCCCCGCCCUGACCGCCGGCCCCGACGUGCCCUCGGCCGGAGCUGGCAGUGCCUGUGCCAUGGGGCUGCCCACUCUGGAGUUCAGCGAUUCCUACUUGGACAGCCCGGAUUUCAGGGAGCGACUGCAGUGUCACGAGAUUGAGUUGGAGCGAACCAACAAGUUCAUCAAAGAGCUUAUUAAGGACGGCUCUCUGCUUAUUGGGGCGCUGAGGAAUCUGUCUAUGGCAGUACAGAAAUUUUCCCAGUCACUACAAGACUUCCAGUUUGAAUGUAUUGGUGAUGCUGAAACAGAUGAUGAAAUUAGUAUUGCUCAAUCACUGAAAGAAUUUGCAAGACUGCUUAUUGCAGUAGAAGAAGAAAGGCGAAGAUUGAUUCAAAAUGCUAAUGAUGUACUAAUUGCACCACUUGAGAAAUUUCGAAAAGAACAAAUAGGUGCAGCAAAAGAUGGAAAGAAGAAAUUUGACAAGGAGAGUGAAAAAUACUAUUCUAUUCUUGACAAGCAUUUGAAUUUGUCAGCAAAGAAAAAGGAAUCUCAUUUGCAAGAGGCAGAUACACAGAUUGACCGCGAACAUCAAAACUUCUACGAAGCAUCAUUAGAAUAUGUCUUUAAAAUUCAAGAAGUACAGGAAAAGAAGAAGUUUGAAUUUGUUGAGCCGCUUUUAUCAUUCCUUCAGGGUUUAUUUACUUUUUACCACGAGGGAUAUGAACUUGCCCAAGAAUUUGCACCAUAUAAGCAACAGCUACAGUUUAACUUGCAGAAUACAAGAAAUAAUUUUGAAAGCACUCGGCAAGAAGUAGAGCGGUUGAUGCAGAGGAUGAAAUCUGCCAACCAAGACUACAGACCACCCAGCCAAUGGACAAUGGAAGGCUAUCUUUAUGUCCAGGAGAAACGACCACUUGGCUUCACAUGGAUUAAACAUUAUUGUACAUAUGAUAAGGGAAGUAAAACGUUUACAAUGAGUGUUUCAGAAAUGAAAUCCAGUGGGAAAAUGAAUGGGCUUGUUACUAGCUCACCAGAAAUGUUUAAGUUAAAAUCUUGUAUCCGACGGAAGACAGACUCAAUUGACAAACGAUUCUGCUUUGACAUAGAAGUAGUUGAAAGGCAUGGGAUCAUUACAUUGCAGGCCUUUUCCGAAGCUAAUAGGAAACUUUGGCUUGAAGCCAUGGAUGGAAAGGAACCGAUUUAUACCCUGCCUGCCAUUAUUAGCAAGAAAGAAGAAAUGUACUUAAAUGAAGCAGGGUUCAACUUUGUGAGGAAAUGCAUUCAAGCUGUGGAAGCAAGAGGCAUCACCAUUUUAGGACUGUACCGAAUAGGAGGAGUGAAUUCCAAAGUUCAAAAGCUCAUGAACACCACAUUUUCUCCAAAGUCCCCUCCUGAUAUCGACAUUGAUAUUGAGCUGUGGGACAAUAAGACCAUAACGAGUGGGCUGAAAAACUACCUCAGGUGCCUUGCAGAACCACUGAUGACUUACAAGUUGCACAAAGACUUUAUUGUUGCUGUUAAAUCGGAUGACCAGAACUACAGAGUGGAGGCUGUACACGCACUGGUGCACAAAUUGCCAGAGAAAAACAGAGAGAUGCUGGACAUCUUAAUAAAGCACCUGGUCAAAGUAUCACUACAUAGCCAACAAAAUCUCAUGACUGUCUCAAAUCUUGGUGUCAUAUUUGGUCCAACUCUGAUGAGAGCCCAGGAGGAAACUGUAGCUGCCAUGAUGAAUAUAAAAUUUCAGAACAUAGUGGUUGAAAUUCUGAUAGAGCACUAUGAAAAGAUUUUUCAUACCGCUCCAGACCCAAGCAUUCCUCUUCCUCAGCCUCAGUCUCGGUCUGGAUCCCGAAGGACUAGAGCAAUCUGCCUCUCCACCGGCUCCCGGAAGCCCAGAGGGAGGUAUACGCCAUGCCUGGCAGAGCCUGAUAGUGACUCCUAUAGCAGCAGCCCAGACAGCACCCCCAUGGGUAGCAUUGAGUCACUCUCGUCUCACUCAUCUGAACAAAACAGCACUACAAAGUCAACUUCCUGCCAGCCCAGGGAGAAAUCUGGAGGGAUUCCCUGGAUUGCAACCCCAUCAUCUUCCAAUGGACAGAAAAGUCUUGCUCUUUGGACAACUAGCCCUGAGUCAAGUUCUAGAGAAGAUGCAACCAAAACAGAUGCAGAAUCAGAUUGCCAGAGUGUUGCCUCAGUCACUACUCCAGGGGACGUUUCCCCACCUAUAGACCUCGUCAAGAAGGGACCUUACAGCCUUUCAGGACUGAAAAGAACCUCUGCUUCCUCCCUCAGAUCCAUCUCUGCAGCUGAAGGAAACAAGAGCUACAGUGGAUCCAUUCAAAGCUUAACUUCUAUAGGUUCCAAGGAGACAGCCAAAGCCACACCAAACCCAGAGCUGCCUCCAAAAAUGUGCAGACGGUUAAGGCUAGACACUGCUUCAAGCAAUGGCUAUCAGCGACCUGGUUCAGUAGUGGCAGCAAAGGCCCAACUAUUUGAAAAUGUUGGUUCACUUAAGCCAGUUUCUUCUGGGCGCCAAGCCAAAGCCAUGUAUUCCUGUAAAGCAGAGCACAGCCAUGAGCUCUCCUUCCCACAGGGGGCAAUAUUUUCUAAUGUGUACCCAUCAGUGGAACCAGGAUGGUUAAAGGCAACUUAUGAAGGCAAAACAGGACUAGUCCCAGAAAAUUAUGUUGUCUUCCUCUAAUACUAUUUAGUGGAUGGCAGUAUCUUCAUGGUAUCCAUGGUAACAAAUAAUAAGUGCUAUGAUUUUUAUCUGACACAGAUAUGGGGAUCAACCCACUAAAUGAAAACAGUCAAUUUCUAUCAAGUUCUUCAUCAGCAGACUAUGUAGCUCCCUAUUAAUGGAGAAAGAAAAAAUGUUAAAAUUGUGGCCAUUCUUUUUUGGCUGCUUUUUUAUUUUAUGGUAACAAGUAGUUUUCCACAAUGCCUCUUCCAUAGCAACUGUAGAAUCUCAAAUACUGUGUUCAUUACUAUAUCCUUAAAAUCUGGAACCCAGAAAUCUGCUUAUAUGGAUUUUGAGAUUUUUUCCUUUACUGCCUGGCAUUCUCUGAGGAAGCUUGAUCAAUACUUAAAAGUAUAAUUUAAAUUGUUCAUCUAUUAUUUUUUCUUAAAAAUAAUACUCCUUUUAUAUAUGAUUGUUUUGCUGGUCCUAAACAUUUCAAGGAAAUAUAACUCUUUGUUUUAACAUUAUUUUAUAUGUUUUCCAAGUAGAUGAUAAUAUUUCAAAAGCAAUGAUAUACAUAAUGUCUGUAAAAAAAAAAAAAGCCAAAUUAAGUCGUACACUGAUUC